AUGUUAUGCAAGUAUGCCGCAAGCCAUCUUAGCAUCCUAGCUCCAUACGCCGAUGCCAGUGACGACGGUUUGGAAGAAAUCAAACAGAGAGAAACAUAUAGAAGAGAAUCGGAAGAUGAUUGCGGUGGCGAGGUCCCUAUAAAGGAGCAAGAAAAUACAACGAAACUUGCUCGCCGUCCUGUUUUUCGUCUAUUUCGCUAA
Strongylus vulgaris is the source of this 201-nucleotide messenger RNA. Lineage: Eukaryota; Metazoa; Nematoda; Chromadorea; Rhabditida; Strongylidae. The record is from the annotation of a GenBank genome assembly.